AUGUCGGACGGAUCGAUAACGGCGACGGAGAGUGAGAUACCACUCGCCGAUUGCAUCGUUGCGAGCUAUGUCAGAAGCAAGAUCAGCACCGACCGAGAACAAAAGUACUUGCCUGAAGGCUCAGUCGAGCGACUCAUUACUCCUUCUUCCAUCAGGGAAGAGCUCAGCGAUAUACCGAUCGAGCCAGAGUCGUUGGAUAAUCUGAUCGGCUUUAUCGUAACCCGAGCGAAAAAGGUCUUCACAAUCGCUAUCCUCGCACAACUCAGCGGACUCGACCUUUACAACGCCAUCAAGACUUUUCAAGACGUGGGCUUCGACGAUGACAAGCUACCAGUGCUACCAGACCGUCAUGCUGACCUCAUGUCGGCUGCGUUCAAGGGGCGGAGACUAUGGAACGCAGUUCGAAAGGAAGGAUUCCUAACGGACCAAUGGGGUCUUCUCGUGCCGGUCUUCACCAAACCGCAAUUGAUGCAUUCACUUCGGGAGAGCGCUAUACUUCCCCUUGAGCGUGUCAGCAGUGCCUUCAAGGGAGGCACAUUUGGCGAUGUCUACGAAGCCACUGUAAAUCGGGCCCAUAUGGACGAUGAGCUGUUUAAGCGAAAUGGUUCUCGUACCAAUAUUGCGGUCAAGGAGAUCAAAGCCAGCCAACUGUUGCAAGGCGAUGUCCAAAAAGCCUAUGACAUUGAAGCUCUGGCGCUUGCUAGAAGCAGCAAAGUCGAACACGAAAACCUUAUCCCUUGUCUCGCCGCCAUCGAGAAGGGCUCCAUGCAUUACUUUCUUUUCCCUUGGGCUGAUGCUGGCAGUCUUGAAGACUUUUGGCAGAGUAGUCCAAAACUCAGCCUGGAUUUUCUUAUGGAUGUUUUUGAGCAACUACGUGGACUUGCGGCGGCCCUUGAGAAGCUUCACAACUACGACGAUAAGAACGUCCCGGCCGAAAGCGAGGGCCGUCCUGCUUCGCCAUCAGGCGGCAUCAGACACGGUGACUUGAAGCCCGCCAACAUUUUGAUCUUCAAAUCAGACGACCCCAAGCGGAUUGGAACCAUGAAAAUUGCAGACAUGGGUCUUGCCAAAUAUCAUCAAGUUCAGACUCGUCUACGAAGGAACGCAACAAGCUCCAGAUACGGGACGUCUCGAUAUGAACCACCUGAAGCCGGAGUGCCGAAACUGAACACGACUCCUGCUAUGUCUCGCCUUUACGAUACUUGGUCUAUGGGCUGCAUCUUCCUCCAGUUUCUCGUCUGGCUUUUGCAAGGAAAGGAAGCUUUGAAGAGCUUCAACGAAUCCAUCCACGAGUACAACAUCAAGAACCAGUGGGGAUCCAUGUACGAUCUGGAGCCACCAUACUACAUCAUCGGAUCCGACAACAAGGCUCAACUCCAUCCUCUCAUUGUACAGCGGUUUGGGGAGCUCUCUAGAAGCUGCACACGCAACACGGCGAUCGGAGAUCUUCUUCAUAUCGUCAAGACCAAACUGCUCAUCGUUGAUCUCCCAAGCAGCAGGGAGCGACCUACAAGCAGAUGGGUUUCCUUGAGCGAGUCGAGGCCACGAUAUCGUGCUACAGCACAGGUUCUCAGGGAGCGUUUGGAUCUUAUCGUAGGUAAUGCCAAAAAGGACCCUUACUACCUUUUCACAGAUAGGAACCGAGAAAAUGCGCCACCGCCGUCGCUUUACGCGCAGCAAUCGUCUAGCACCUUGCACCCGGACUCGGCUGGGCUAAGGAAGCGGAUCAAACAGUUGAUAAGGCCAAUUGCACAAAUGAGAGGCCAUCCAUGCGUAUUUUCGCAACCAAAGAAUUAUGUGAGACAAGCUACCGUUUACCAUAAUGCAGAUGCUGACCUAUAUGUGAUUGCAGUCUUCAUCAUCCAGUUAGACAUUCAUGUCUGGGAUUAUCUUGUCGACAACGAUUUCGCCUUCAAAAUUAUCGACGCAGGAGAUAGCCCUGCACUUGAGCCUUUCUCUCAUGGAAAAACCGAGCAACUCUGUGACAGUUGCAAGGGCCUCGACUUUUGGGCCACAGGCUUUCACAUCGAGGAUGAUCUUUCAGAGCUCAAAGUGUGCCAAGAGAACUGUCAGUUCUGUAGCAUGAGGUGGGAGGCCUGCAAAUAUCUUGAAGGCUAUUCUCCCUCGGCUAGAUUUGACAGGAUUGAUUCGGUGAUGAAACUCAAUGAGAGUGAUCCCCCCGUCUUCUCUAUCUGCAGUGGCCCCGGUCUGAAUCUGCCGGCCUCACUCCAGGUUGGGCUUCCACAGGUCACCGAAGCGGCGAGAACACCAUAUCAGAUCAGGUUGAUCAACACUUGGAUAAAAGAAUGCGACGAGAACCACCCCAAGUGCAGGGGGUUGCCUCAAAAGGACGGACCUGGGAGUCGCAAGGCUUUUCAACUGCCCACCAGGCUCAUCGACAUUGGCCAGCCUGGCUCCAAGAUCAAACUGUACGAGACACAACCCGAUGACAAGACUGAAAACCUGAAGUACAUUGCCUUGUCUCAUCAGUGGGGAGAUCCUACCGCCAGCAACCAUUUCCGAACCACGACCCAGAAUUACGCCGCCCAUCUCAUCAAUAUUGACUUCUACAAGCUCCCAGACACCUUCAAAGAUGCCGUCACCAUGACCCGUGACAUGGGCAUUCGAUAUCUCUGGAUCGACUCCAUCUGCAUCAUUCAAGGCCCAGAUGGCGAUUUCAACACCGAGUCUCAGAAAAUGGAAGAUGUCUUCAGUUCUGCCUACUGUGUCAUCGCUGCGAGCUGUGCCAGAGAUCAGUGGGAUGGGUUUCUCAAGAACAGACUUGAAUCUGAUUCGAGGCGUUUUGCGACAUUCAGGAACGGCCGAGACCCGCCAUUCUAUGUCUGUCAAUUCCUGGAUGACUUUAACGCCGAUGUUCUUGAAGGACCAUUGAACAAGAGGGGCUGGGUUCUUCAGGAAAGAGUCUUGGCUCGUCGGACCAUCUUCUUCACUGAUAAGCAGAUCUAUUGGGAGUGCGGCAAGGGUGUUCGAUGCGAGACUCUAACGCACAUGAAAAAUGAGCUUGCAGCUUUUCUUGGAGAUCCCAACUUCCCCGAAAUCGCCAUCCACUCCCCUCGGGCCGACCGAGACACGUCUCACGGCGAAAAGAUCCUCUACUACCAAGAUCUCUACAAGACCUAUUCCCGACUAGCUUUUUCCAAACCUGAAGAUAGAGGAGUAGCAAUGAACGGUCUAGAGCAGCGACUUAGUCGCGGCUUCGUCUGCAACGGCAAGUUCGGCAUUCUAGACGACAAGAGUCUCUUCCACCGAGGCUUGCUGUGGAGACGGGCUGUAACUGUGACUUCUAUGGAGAAAAUCUUGUUUCCGGCGGAUAGACAACAAGUGCCUUCUUGGUCUUGGAUGGCUGUGAAGGGUGAGAUGGAUUACAUUCCGGUGCCGUUCGACACGGUGGAUUGGGAAACAAGUCUCAAAUCUCCUCUGAGACACACUCUGACAUUCAAGGAUGAACAAAGUAGAACUAUGGAGAUCAGAGCCAAGGCCAAUGAACUCGUUCCUGGCCACGGUGAUGAUCUCGAGGAGUUCUACGACAGAGUCUCUGAUCACGAAGGAACCCCACGAAAGGUGCUCUGCGUCGUCGUUGGGAUAAACAAGGGCUCAGGUCGAGCUGAGGAGAAGUUUCACUUCGUUCUUCUCGUGUCUCCUAAGCCGUCUUCUGGACCAUGGGUGUGUGAGAGAGUGGGAGCUGGCAAGGUGCCAGGAAGCUGGAUCGAUUUUACUCGACCGGCAGCUGACAUUGGAAUUUGUUAG
This is a messenger RNA of Fusarium keratoplasticum, 3768 nucleotides long. RefSeq names its product Protein kinase domain-containing protein. Gene Ontology annotation, molecular function: protein kinase activity; ATP binding. Gene Ontology annotation, biological process: protein phosphorylation. The record is from RefSeq and is a predicted model, not a curated record. The transcript is spliced from 7 exons. NCBI's taxonomy places the organism in Eukaryota, Fungi, Ascomycota, Sordariomycetes, Hypocreales, Nectriaceae. Bases 1 to 3768 code for a protein of 1255 amino acids.